AAACCCUAAUCAAUCCCCUACACUCUUCACUACUGUCUUUUCCUCCUCCUUCUACUUAUACUUCAGAUGAGUACUUAACUGCAAAUAAAGUCUCAAACCCCAUCCUAGUUUCUUCAGUACUAGUCUUCUCUUUCUUCCUUGCAAUUGUCUUCUAAAUUAGAGAACAAUGGCAAGGAUCAUCAUUCUUGUAAUGUUCAUGGCGCUUGGGUUCUUUCAUCAACACAAUCAAGUCAAGGCCUUUGAGCCUUCUGGAUGGAGUAAAGGCCAUGCCACCUUCUACGGCGGCAGCGACGCCUCCGGAACAAUGGGUGGUGCUUGUGGUUAUGGUGACUUGUACUCAACUGGUUAUGGAACCAGCACUACAGCUUUAAGUGUUGCCUUGUUCAACAACGGUGCCUCUUGUGGGCAAUGCUACAGGAUCAGAUGUGACUAUGAAUCAGACUCCAGGUGGUGCUUGAAGGGGAAAUCCAUAACAGUCACUGCUACAAAUUUAUGCCCAGCAAAUAAUGCUCUCCCGAACGACAAUGGUGGCUGGUGCAAUACUCCUUUGCAGCAUUUCGACAUGUCUCAGCCUGCUUGGGAGAAGAUUGGCAUCUACAAAGGAGGGAUUGUACCUGUUCUCUUCCAAAGGGUUCCAUGCAAGAAACAUGGUGGAGUAAGGUUCAAAAUAGGUGGAGUUAACUACUUUGAACUUGUUUUGAUACACAAUGUGGGAGGGAGUGGAGCAAUCAAGGCUGCAUGGAUCAAAGGUUCAAAAACUGAUUGGAUGCCAAUGUCCAUGAAUUGGGGGGCUAAUUGGCAAUCUAACGCCUAUCUUAAUGGUCAGUCUCUCUCAUUUAAGGUCACCACUGAUGAUGGAGAGACCCGUAUCUUCCCUGACAUAGCCCCAUCAAAUUGGACUUUUGGUCAAACCUUCUCUAGCACUGUACAAUUCUAAGUUCAACUAUAGCCUUGAGGUUCAAUUUUGGCAAGGCCUGCUCGUUAUGUGGGAAAGAAGGCAAUUUCCUUUUAGCUUCGGUUUAGUUGCUUCUUAGUCUUGUUUUUUUGAUUUGAUUUGAUUUGAUUUUUUUUGCAAUUUCCUCUUUAGCUAGCUUUGGUGUAUUUGCUUCCUAGUCUAGUCUGGGUUGAAACAACCCAUCAAUGAAACCCUUUUGGAUUCUUUUUUUUUUUU
This is a messenger RNA of Macadamia integrifolia, 1171 nucleotides long. Its product is annotated as expansin-A11-like. The transcript has 3 exons. Lineage: Eukaryota; Viridiplantae; Streptophyta; Magnoliopsida; Proteales; Proteaceae. The record is from RefSeq and is a predicted model, not a curated record. Gene Ontology annotation, biological process: plant-type cell wall organization. Gene Ontology annotation, cellular component: extracellular region. The coding region runs from base 167 to 937 and encodes 256 amino acids.